Messenger RNA from Miscanthus lutarioriparius, 603 nucleotides. NCBI's taxonomy places the organism in Eukaryota, Viridiplantae, Streptophyta, Magnoliopsida, Poales, Poaceae. The record is from the annotation of a GenBank genome assembly.
AUGAAGUGCUGGUGCGUGCACGCGCCAAGAGGAGCAAUGGCGACGCCGCUCUCCAGCCCGUUUGCUCCCACCACCCUCCACUCCCCUCUCCGGCACCGCGCCCUGCUGCUGCUGCUGCUGCCGUUCCCUCCCCGUGCGGCCUCCUCCGGCGAGGACACCGCAGCAGCCGACCAGGAGCAGACACCCCCGGCGGCCACCAAGACGGCCACCGCGGACGACGACUUCGAGCAGCGCGUCCUACAGAUCAAGUCCCGCGUCGGGCCCAAGAAGCGCGGCGCGCGCAAGAAGAAGGCCGCGGCGUCGUCCGCGUCCGCCAACGCCGUGACGCUCCCGCCCGUGCCGCUGCGGGAGCCCCGGUCGGCGCUCGGCGCGCCCGUCGAGUUCGGCUUCACCGCGUACAGCGAGCGGCUCAACGGCGCGCUGGCCGCGGUGGGGCUCGCCGCGGUGCUGCUCGUGGAGCUGGGCUCCGGGCAGGCCCUGGUGAAGUACCACCAGCCUGCCACGCUGUUCCUGCAGGCGUACACCAUCGCCGCGGCCGCCGCGCUGUUCGUCAAGUACGAGAAAGAGCGGAUCAGCACGUGGCCGGGGCCGCCGGCGAAGUGA